GCGGGGCGCCCCUUGCGCGCCGGGCUGGAGGCAGAUGGAGGGACCCACGCUCCGCGCUGGGCCGGGGCUCCGCCGCCGCCGCUGCCGCCGGGAGGCCGCGCCUGGCGGAGCGCGGGGGCGCGGCGGGCGCAGCCCCUGAGGUGCGGCAGCCCGCGCCCGCCCCGCCGCACGCCCUACCUGUGCCGGGCCCGCCGCUGCCGCCCCUCCCCCGGCCCCGCCGCCGCCCCCGCGGGGGCCGGGACUCGACACGCCGCGGCGCCGAGACGCGGUCCCGAGGAGAGGGCGAGGGAGCGGGAGCGGGAACGGUGCCGGCCGCGGCGCAUGAUGUGGGUGCCGCUGCUGGCGUGCCUCACCGCGGGGAUCGUCUCCGUGCCCAAGUGCCAGCGCGGCCCCGGAGCCCUCCUGGGGGCGGCCCGGCUGCUGGCGGCCGUGCCGGGACUCUGCCAGCGCCAGGAAAACAGAUGUGCCACUUCAAAUGCAGUAACAUGCACAAAGUGUCUUGCUUUGGGUCCAGAGUGUGGAUGGUGUGCUCAAGAGGAUUUCAUGGCCGACGCAACACAGAAGGGACGCUGUGACACUGUUUUCAACUUAAUGAAAAGAGGCUGCCAGUCAGAUUUUGUAGAAAAUCCCACAGUUCAUGUCACAAUACCCAGUGACCAUGAAACAAAUACACAAGUGACACCAGGAAAAGUUUCAGUCCAACUGCGUCCAGGAAGUGAAGCAAACUUUAUCGUAAAAGUUCGACCUCUAGAGAAAUACCCUGUGGAUCUUUAUUAUUUAGUUGAUGUCUCAGCCUCAAUGCACAACAAUAUAGAAAAACUAAAUUCCGUUGGAUUUGCUUUAUCUAAAAAGAUGGUGAAUAUUUCACUUGAUUUUCGACUUGGAUUUGGAUCCUAUGUAGAUAAAACUGUGUCACCCUAUAUUAGCAUCCAUCCAGGCAGAAUCCAUAACCAAUGCAGUGAUUAUAAUUUAGAUUGUAUGCCUCCUCACGGUUAUAUUCACGUGCUCUCCCUGACUGACAAUAUAGCAGAAUUCAGAAAUGCAGUGAAUAAACAAAAGAUUUCUGGCAAUAUUGAUACACCUGAAGGGGGUUUUGAUGCGAUGCUCCAAGCAGCUGUAUGCCAGAGCCAUAUUGGAUGGCGUAAGGAAGCAAAGCGACUGCUUCUUGUGAUGACAGACCAAACUUCCCAUCUGGCCCUUGACAGUAAAUUAGCAGGGAUUGUAAUUCCCCAUGAUGGAAACUGUCAUUUGAAAGAUAAUGUGUACAUCAAAGCUACGAGUAUGGAGCAUCCAUCUCUUGGGCAGCUCUCUGAAAAAUUGAUUGACAAUAACAUCAAUGUUAUUUUUGCAGUUCAAGGAAGCCAGUUCCAUUGGUAUAAAGAUCUGUUACCUCUGUUGCCUGGUACUGUUGCAAGACAGAUAGAAUCACAAGCAGCAAAUCUCAAUGAUUUGGUGGUAGAAGCCUAUCAGAAGCUGAUCUCUGAAGUGAAAAUUCAAGUGGAUAACCAGAUCCAAGGUCUUCAUUUCAAUAUCACUGCAAUCUGUCCUGAUGGAAGUAGAAAAACUGGCAUGGAAGGAUGUAAGAAUGUGGGAUCCAAUGAAGAAGUACUUUUCAAUGUAUCGCUUAAAAUGAAAGGAUGUGAUACAACUGGAGGAAGAAAAUAUGCAAUCCUUAAGCCUAUUGGUUUCAAUGAAACUGCCAUCGUUAACGUGCAGGAAAGCUGUGCCUGUCAGUACGGAGACAGUGCAAGGCACAAAAGAGUAUGGACUGAUGAAACUUUUUCUGAUGGCAAGCAGUCCCAGUGCAGUGACAAUAACUGUAGCUCCAACAGCAUUACGCUUCCUUCUGAGGCGUGCAGACGAGACCAGGACCAACCCAUCUGCAGUGGUCAAGGCAAUUGCAUAGAUGGGAAAUGUUUUUGCUACAAAAGCAAGCUAGGCAAGGUGUAUGGCAAGUACUGUGAAAUGGAUGAUUUUUCCUGCCCAUAUCACCAGGGUAACUUAUGUUCUGGUAAUGGUGAAUGUGAAGCUGGUAAAUGCAAAUGCUUUGCUGGCUGGGAAGGUGACCGUUGCCAGUGCUCGUCACAAUCAGGAAAGCACUGCCUGAAUUCAAAGGGCCAGAUUUGCAGUGGAAGAGGAAAAUGUGUAUGUGGGAAGUGUGAGUGCACAGAUCCAAGAAGCUUUGGCCGUUUAUGUGAAUAUUGCCCUACUUGUAACAAAGCCUGUGAAGAAAACUGGAAUUGUGUUGAGUGCCGUCAUUCUAACAAUGCAUCUCAAGCUAAACUUGACCAGUGCACAACCUCAUGCACUUAUGUGCUGCAUUAUGUUGACCAAACUUCAGAAUGUUUCUCUGGACGAAGCUACUUUAGAGUAUUUUCCAUAAUCUUUAUAGUUACCUUUCUGAUCGGGUUGCUUGUUGUCCUUAUCAUCAGGCAGAUAAUUCUGCAGGGGAGUAGCAAUAAAAUUAAAUCUUCAGCUGAUUACAGAGUAUCUGCAACAAAGAAGGAUAAGAUGUUUUUGCCUACUGUUUGUACAAGAACAGUAACAUACAGACGUGACAAACCAGAGGAAAUAGAUAUCGACAUCAGCAAGUUACGAUUAAACGAAACUUUCAAGUGUGAAUUCUGAAGACAGUGGGUUUUCUACAAAUGUCUAUUUCCAUCAUGCUUGACUUUUAAAAGGUUAUGACUGUUGUCAUAUGGGUUUGUGUCAUGCAUUUUGUCCAAUACUGUAACAAAUUCACAUCUAAGCAUUUUCACAUGAUGUGACUAUGUUUGAAAUUAUAGCUGCUGUAUUUUAUUGGGUUUUUUUUGAAAGAGAAAUGUGCGUUACUACUGUUCAGGAACAUUAGUGUUGAUGUAGCACUUUAGCAUAUUCUAAUUUAUUUAGUCAUUGCCUAGAAUGUAGAUAUGAACCGGUCUGACAAAGCACUGAUCUCACUCUACCUGUAGCUAGUACUGAUGUGCUCUGUGAGAAUGGACAAAAGCUGUGACUGAAAUAUUAACAUUGCUGUAUAUUAUAGCAAGAGAUAAAACUAUUCAAAUGCUCUUAAAUAGAGUAAAUGGUACUUUUAUAGUUCUCUCAGUUGACUAAAUUUCACUGAUAUUUCUGCUUUAGCCUCUUAGCUUCUCGUUACUUAAUAAAAGUUACUGGAUUAAAUGAGUCCUUAAUUGAUGAUGUGGAUGUAUAGCUGUGUGUGCAUGCACGUACAUGCAUGCACACACACACAGAGAUAAAUUAUAUAUGUAUAGUUUUUAUAUGUUGUUACGUCACUUGAAGAUAAUUUAUAUCUGGUAAAGAGUAAUGAUUAGCUUUUUUACUUGUUUCAACAUAAAAAUUUAUAUAUUAAUUUCAAGGUAUUUGGAAACUGAGUGGUUACAGAAAGCAAGAGAGUUCCUCUGUCCAGCAGCAUAGUCGACAUGAUGAUCUCUGCCAGCUGACUCCAACUUUGGAGUCAGCAGCAUUAACUCCAUUUCAAGCAGAUAAAUUACAGCAGAGCUGUGUUUGGUUUAAUAGCUACUUGUUAGAGUUUUGCCAAAUAAGGGCUUUGUUCUUUUUGUAUAAUGUCAGAUAUGUCUGAAUAUGCACAUGCUCUUUUUUCUUAUGUAAAUUAGUUGACAGGCUUAGAUUUCGCAAAUCCUUACAUAACCACUUCAAAAUUUGUGACUGCAUUGAAAAAUAUGCCCAGUGUGGUGUGGAAAAGAACCUGCAAUUUGGGAGAAGGUGAGGACAACAGUAGUCUUGUUCUCAAGGGAACAUAAUCAUUGACUUCAUAAAUGUGGAAUCAAAUUCUGCCUUCAGAAAUGAGCAAAACUCUUCUAAAUACAGUGGGACCAAUAUGAGAUUAUCUGAGAGCAGAAUUUGAGCUACAAGGUAAAGCAGAAGCAUUCUGUUACCCUUGAGCCCUUCUAUAGUGGCAGAAGAUGUUACUCUUGUAUGCUAGUUGGAAAAGUCAGCCAACAGCUUGAUUUACUAACUUUGUCCUGCCAAAACCCUACAAAAAUCUGAUCAACAUGUAGUGCACUAGAGUCUUGCUCAUUAAAAUAAUCACCUCAGUAGUGUAUCAUUUUAGCAACAUUAGUUACUGAUAACUAAAUAUUAGUCUGUACUGGUCAUAAAUAAGAGUUUCAGAAACAAAGCAGGAGCUCUUUAUUUGCAGUUUUAGAAGUAAGUAUAUAUUUGUAUUUCUUCUGCAAAUUCCCACUGAAAUCUGAGGAGUAUACAUGUGAAAGGAAGGCAAGAUGCAGAACAAAUGACUGUAAGUGUUCAGCUCACCCAAUUGAUUUAUUGCAUGGUUGAUCAAAUGAGGGGUCAAGAAAAAGAAUACAGAGACAGUGGGGUUUUUAUUAAAUGGUAAUGAAGGCUUUAGAUGCUAAGGUUUGGUAAAACAAACAAACAAACAAACAAAACGCAAUGUAUACUGGAUCGUCAAAUACUUCUAUAGCAAUUUUCAAAGUAGUCCUUGACCUUUCUACCAUACAGGUAAAAAAUGUCUCAUUUAGAGAAAAGGAGGUUUCGUCACACUGACCCUGUUUUUACUGAUAGCUCCACUGCAGUAUCUUAUAGAUUAAUUCUGUAAUCUAUCAAGUAUACCUUAAACUUUCAUUUUCUUUUAAAACAUGUAGAACUAUUUUCCUCCUGUGUAAAUUAACAGAUUGGAAACCAUUGGUUUCAGUGGGAUUAAGAUAAAAGCUUGAUAAAAGUUUAGCUGGUAUUUUUAAGUGAGUAGGAAACAAUAUCUGUUUCACUUAACAGAGAAAACAAAUUGAAAUGCUCAGCAGAGAAUAUCUGAGUGUAUAAAAAAAGAUGUUGUUAUCUUCUUUAAACAGUGUGAUUUUUUAAGGGUUUUUUAGCAAAAAAAGAUUCCUCAGAGUUAUUUUCUCUAAUGGCACUGAAAGCAGUAAAGCAUUUUCUGAAGUGAUAGCUAAUGUUCUUUCUUUAGAAAUCACUUUUCAGUGUUAGACAGAGCUAAAUUAUGUGGUUAGAGGACAAUGGAGCUGGGUUCUUUGUGGGAGAAGGAUUUGAGCUACAACACCCAUCUUCCAGACACAUCACACUGCUUCUACUUUUCUUCUGUAGCACUUAGUCAGCAUUGCAGUGCUGCCUGUGAAGGGCCACGGCCAGUAUUUCCCUAUCAGAUACCUGCCUAAACUUUAAUAUGUUCUGGUCAAAUAGCACAGGCUCACAGGACAAAUUGCACUGUAAGCUGCUUGCUGUCCUAAGGUUAAAAAAAGCUAAAGGGUAGUGUUUUAAUGAGGAAAAAAAAAAAAAAAAAAAAAAAAAGCAAGCUUCUUUGCAUCUCCCUCAUGGUUGUGCUGUAUUGUGGAGGAGGCUAGUGAAAAAGAAUGAGCUGCUGCUAAUGUGACAGGUCAAGGCUUUUAGAAGGCCCAUGGGGAGCUCAUACAGAGCGGCAUCCUUGGGAGGAGGCUUUGUUUCUAGGGAUGGAAUCUAUCCAUGAGAAACUCUGGCUUUGCUUGGUACUUGUUUCCCUCUGCCUUUGACCAUGUUUUUCAGAAGAGCUGCUGCAGGAGAUGAAUAGCCUAACAAAAGCCUCACUAUUUAGGGAGCUGUGUUCCCUCAGCACAUGACCUUAAAUGAAAAAGCAGACUGUAAUUCACAAGGAAUUUCCCCAGCAAUUGCAGAAGGACUCUGCUUCCUAUAGUGCUUAGUGUGGGAGAUAUUAAAGACAAAUUAGUUCAUAUUAGUUUCCAAUGUAUUGUGCGUCAAAGACGCUUGUAAAAUUAGGGGAAAAAAUAUCUAGCCUCAGAAUAGAAUGUUCCAAACUUCUUAAAUAAUACAUCUUCUACUGGGCUUCUUUAAAAGUGAAAAAAAAAGUCAAAUAAUUUGAUCACAUCCCUAUGCCCAAAAAUAUACUGGCAGAUACUGUUGCAUCUCAUCACUGGUUUUAGGAGUUCUUUUUAGAUUUGCUCCCACAAACAGAGCAUGUACAUGACUUUUCACAGCAGAUUUGUUAAUGUUAAAAUCCAUACGUAUGAUUUUCAAAUUCUAAUCCCACUUUUUUAUCUCUAACUGGUUGUUUGUCUAACAUUUCAGAAAUGACAUGUUUGCACAAUUAAAUAGCAUGCAUUUUCCUCCAGAUUAUUAUUUUUUUUUAACUGUAAAAUGAAGCAAUACUAUGAGUGUAUUCUUUCCAAGCAUCAUGAGUACAUUAGUAACAUUGCCACAGAAGUGUGUGGGAAAAUAGCUGCUUCAUCCAGAAAACGUGCACAUGGUAUGCAAGGAAUUUUCAUUGUGCCCAGCUGAAAUUCCCUUACGUUCACAGGGAAUGUUGAAAGUGAACCUUAAAAAGGAAGGACUUUUGUAUAGGCAUAGUUUACAUUUUAUCCAUUAUUUUCAACUGGAUUUAUUUUUUCCUUUCUAUGGUGUCAUGAAAACCUGCUAUGUAAAGUAUUCUUCAGACUGCAGUGGAAAAAAUUUAUUUUCCCAGACUGAUCAUACAUAAUAUUUAUUUCCUGUUUAUUGUGCAUACCUAAAAGUAUGUGUGUUGCCAACAGUGGGAGUGAAGCAGCUUCAAGCAACCCUUAGUCCUGAAGUAGCCAUAAGGCCCUGGGAAUGUCCAAGGCAGAGAGAUGCAGGGUACUGCUGCCUGUGCAGGGACUCGUAGAGGGAUGGCAACCUCAGCAGAUGCAAUGUGUCCUACAAUUCCCAGAAAUGGGAAUGAACCUAUGGCAUCCCUACGGAGGUGGGGAUCUGAGAUCAUGCUUCUCUAUUUGUUAGGGCAGGAAGUCUCUUCAGAGGAGAUUGGCUUGGCAGAGGUGGUACUCUUUCUGUCCUAGGCACUUGGCCACAUUCUGUCCUUAGUAUUGCAGGCUUCUCACAUCUUUACUGAUCAAAAAAUGCUUGCACAGAACAGAUCUAGGGAGUUCCUGUCAGUACAUACUGUAAAUGUGGAUGCUGCAGAUCUCCACUAAAGCCUCUGGGAAGUCUUUAGGCCUCUGCCCAUUGACUUCCAACCACCCCCCAGGAUCUCCACCAGCCAGCUUUGGCAAGAGAAGGGGGAGAUCUGUUUGCUAAACAGAAAUGGAGCAGUAGUUAAGAAGAACACUACUUUUUACUGAUGAUUUUGACACUGCUCUGAUGCACAGACAUCUUAUGGAUCUUACAGAGACUUGAAAUUCAUGGAGAGGGGAAAAACAAGUUAAAAUUAGCAGGUACGAAUGCAUUUCUCAGUAGGGUUUCACUGAGUGCAAGCCAGGUCAGAAUGGUUGGGUUUUCUGGUGGAACAAAAAAAAAACAACCAGAAACAGAACCGAAAAAGAAAAUAAAAAAAAAAAUUUAACAAACAAACAAACAAAAACCAAACGAAACCAAACAUUAAGUUCAUACAUUCUUAAGCUUUAGAAAUGCUACUGUGGGUUGCAUGUUCUCUGUUUCCUUUUCUGCACACACUCUUAAAAAAUAAAAAGGUACCUACUUAUUGAAAAGAUUAAAUGUCUGGCAUUUGUUAAAAUAAUGGCUUCUAGCCAAAUGCUAACAUUCAUCCUGAUACCCAGAUUGUGUUUGGGCUGUUUCAGUUAUAUUUUGAAGGGAGAUGUUGAAAGAUGGAGGAUUCUUUUGGGAAGGCAUUAGUGUUGGAUGAAUUCACUGUGCUAACAUCUUCUUCACUUUUACCUACUACUGCUUCAAAAAAUAAAUCUACUUUAAAGUGUCUUAACAAUGGCAUGACAGCUAUUAAUACUACAGUUUUUAACUUUCUAUUUAACAUACAAUACCUUUUGUAAAAAAAAAUAUAUAGAAAUAAAUGUUUCUCUAGAUUUUAUGCAUAGAGAAUGUUAGUAAGGGGAGAGGUUUUAAAUAAAUUUAUAACUUCUUACUGUUCAUUUUACAAUUUAAAUGACACUUAAAUCACUACAUUUUUUUUGUCUGGAAAUAUACGGAAUAUUUUAUUAUUUAAAAUAGUAUACUUUUAUAGCGGUUUCAGUUGACUACUAACUUCUAUUUUGAUAUUUAUUAAUGAGUUGACACUGUAGUAUAUUGAGAUGUUUAUUUUUCUAUCAGAGCUGUAACAAUUAUGACAUAGCAUUAUUUUAAUGCAACAUCAUUGUACUUGCUCUCUAAAAAAUAAAAUCAAUAUGUAAUCCA
This is a messenger RNA of Apus apus (common swift), 8103 nucleotides long. It is a transcript of the gene ITGB8, whose product is annotated as integrin subunit beta 8. Gene Ontology annotation, molecular function: integrin binding. Gene Ontology annotation, biological process: cell migration; cell adhesion mediated by integrin; integrin-mediated signaling pathway. NCBI's taxonomy places the organism in Eukaryota, Metazoa, Chordata, Aves, Apodiformes, Apodidae. The coding region runs from base 322 to 2628 and encodes 768 amino acids. The record is from RefSeq and is a predicted model, not a curated record. The transcript is spliced from 14 exons. Gene Ontology annotation, cellular component: integrin complex; focal adhesion; cell surface.